This is a messenger RNA of Pyricularia oryzae 70-15, 360 nucleotides long. RefSeq lists its product as uncharacterized. Bases 1 to 360 code for a protein of 119 amino acids. Lineage: Eukaryota; Fungi; Ascomycota; Sordariomycetes; Magnaporthales; Pyriculariaceae. The transcript has 2 exons. The record is from RefSeq and is a predicted model, not a curated record.
AUGGUCGCUUCAAGGAUAGCAGAGAUCACCAUCUGCUGUGCAGUGGAGUAUUGCGUACCAAGGAAAACGGGGCGAGAAGGGGCGAUGGCAGAUCGACUGCGGCCGAUUGGACAAUAUGAAUGGCACUUGCACGUCCCUUCGGCAGGCCUGGUCUGGAAGAGACCUAGGGCAGGGGGAGGGGGUAAGAUGAUAAGAUCCGAAUGGGGGCGUGAACUUGCUUCUGAAAAUGAUCAAGAAACGGAGAGGGGUCCCGAUGAACAGCUAAACUCGACCCAGUUUGGUAUAUGUGCGAACCUGCGUCUUUGUGGAACCGGGGUGUGGUUCGACGUCUACGUCGUAGUCCAGGCCACGCCACGCUAG